This is a messenger RNA of Bradysia coprophila, 1248 nucleotides long. RefSeq lists its product as uncharacterized. The record is from RefSeq and is a predicted model, not a curated record. Lineage: Eukaryota; Metazoa; Arthropoda; Insecta; Diptera; Sciaridae.
AUGUGUUUAGUGUGUACGGUCUUGUUUACAAAAAUUCACUGAUAGUCCGAAAGUCAGUUAAAAGAAAUUGUUUGCAACAAAUAUGCAGGAAGUCUUAAACCUUCAGCACCUUAAUCUCCUUCAGCCGAAGAAGAAGAAAAAACAGAAGAAGAUUCAUGGCCUGAAGACAGGAGUAUUCAGCCGCCUUCGAUUUAUCAAGACAUUCGAAGAGGAUUUGGAGGAGCUAACAAUGGAAUCGUCCAUUUUCGAAUUGUAUGCUCCGCGUGUGCUGAGUUCUUGUAGUACACCGCACAGAAUGCCCGAAGAACCUCUUAAUGUCGAUCCAUAUACUCGAUCGGUUAAGAUACCUGGCGUGGCUCCAUUCUUCACUCAACCCACGCUUCCACAACGUUUUCCAACUGUAACCAAGAAGAAAAUAGCUAUCGAACCAAUUUAUCCAUCACUGAUACCGUUGCUUAUGACAGCCAAAUUCGCUCGCAUCGACAUAAGACGCUACGACGUCGUAUGUUUAAGAAAUUCGAUAAGAAAAAUUGCUGCCAACGACGAGGAUUUCGUUAUAAGUGUCGUCCGAAUCAAUUCAACAUUAUUUCUCAGACGCUUCGCGAAACAUCAUGUAAGGAACAAAGCUGAUGUUGGAUUUCAGUUCGAAGAUAUGUGCACUAGUCAGAGCCACAGAGAUUUUGAUUACCACCAGUUGAUCGAGGGGCAAAUUGCCGAAAAUCGAAUUUUGAUGAUGGGUGAAGUUGACGCCAUUAGGAGAGAGAAUGGGGAAUCCAUUGAGCUGAAGAGUAAGAAAUCUAAUGUAACGACACAGGACAAAGUUGAUUGGUGGCUUCAAUCAUAUCUGACUGGAACAAAGUCAAUUAUUUUUGGACGUCGUGACAGAGACGAUGACAUGGUACUAUCAAAAACUGAAGAAUUCGGCACAGAAUCAAUGCAGGUGGACCGAAACAGGAAAAUGAAAAUGUUCAAUCGCUUGAGUUCCGCUCUGAGAUUCCUAUUUUCGAACGUGGCCACCGGACAAAGUUAUAUGUUGCGCGGAUUUAGAGACGUUCUGACACAACAGCGAUGCAUGCAAUUGUUUGAAGUUAUUGACGAAGCCGACAAGCAAAAAUUGACCUUCAUAACGGACGAGUUGAUCGACAGGUUCUCUGUGUAGAUUAACUUCCGGUUGGUCCGAAUGAUUUUGUAAAUUUUGGAUUUUUUCCGAUUUUUUUUUCUCACCCAUAAAGGACAUGAGCGAAUUUG